Messenger RNA from Penicillium chermesinum, 1209 nucleotides. RefSeq names its product lytic polysaccharide monooxygenase AA11 family protein. Bases 1 to 1209 code for a protein of 402 amino acids. Lineage: Eukaryota; Fungi; Ascomycota; Eurotiomycetes; Eurotiales; Aspergillaceae. The record is from RefSeq and is a predicted model, not a curated record. The transcript has a single exon.
AUGCUCGCCAAAUCCAUGCUUGUGGCCAUGCUGGGCGCCUCUAUGGCCCAAGCCCAUAUGAUCAUGACCAACCCUGUUCCCUACGGCAAGGACUCUCUCACCAACGCCCCUCUCGCUGCGGAUGGCAGUGACUUUCCCUGCAAGCUGCGCUCCGGUGCUUUCACUGUCAGCAAGGAGAAUGUUAUGACUAUCGGCGAGAGCCAGAACAUGACUUUCCAGGGCAGUGCUACUCACGGCGGUGGUUCGUGCCAGAUCAGUCUGACCAGUGACCGCGAGCCUACUAAGGACAGCACAUGGAAGGUCAUCAAGUCUUUUGAGGGAGGCUGUCCCGCCAAUGUUGAUGGUAACAUGUCCGGUGGCUCCACCAUGGCCGACCCAUUUGAAUUCGAGUUCUCUAUUCCCGAUGGGAUCGCGCCUGGCAAGUACACUCUUGCCUGGACUUGGCUCAACCGCAUUGGCAACCGGGAGUUCUACAUGAACUGCGCUCCUCUUACCGUCCAGGGAGGUUCCUCCAAGCGAUCCGAGAUCGAAGAGCAGGAGUUCGAGAAGCGCUCCAGCAACUUCCCUCCUAUGUUUGUUGCCAACAUCAACGGUUGCACCACCAAGGAGGGUGUCGAUAUCCGUUUCCCCAACCCCGGUGACGAUGUUCAGUACCUCGGGCAACCCGCCAACCUUGCUCCUGAGGGCUCCCCUGCUUGCACUGGUACUCCAACUUUCGCUGGUGCCGGUAACACCCCUGGUGGGUCUAGCUCUGGCUCUGGCUCUGGCUCUGGCUCUGGCUCUGGCUCUGGCUCUGGCUCUGGCUCUGGCUCUAGCCCUUCAUCUGUUGCCCCAGCCGCCACCUCUAGCGUUGCCCCUGUUCCAGUGACAAGCAGCGCUCCUGCCCCUGCCGAGACCACCGCUCCUGCUCCUGCUGCUCCCCAGCCUGCCACGACCUCUGCCCCUGCUUCGCCCUCAUUUACCGGCUCCUCCGCCGCCGGUGCCAUGAGCGGCCCCUGCAGUGACGAAGGUGCUUGGAACUGCGUCAGCGGUUCUUCUUUCCAGCGCUGUGCCAGCGGCCAGUGGACUAGCCCCCAGCAGAUGGCUUCCGGCACCAUUUGUACCGCUGGUCAGAGCUCUGAGCUGUCUGUCAAAGCAGCCGUUGGUGCUCGCGCUGCCUCUGAGAUGCGUUUCCGCAAGCGCAUCAUUGGUGGCUCCCACCACGCAUAA